GUAUAUAAUGUUGGGAGACUGUAUCCAGGUUGAAGGAGGAAUGUUGGGAAUGAAUUUUCUGUCAAAAGAAGAUAAAAAGUUCUGGGAAUAGUAUAAUGAACUUUCUAGAAUAAUCUUUUAAAAUAAGGAUGAAGUUAUCCACCUUACUGCCUAGAUUUUCCUGCCUAGAUUUUGCUUGUCUAGAUUUCUCUCAUUCUUCAGAUCUCAGUUUACUGCUGCCUCUAAGUAACCCUCUUGAAGCCCCCUCCUCCCACACCUACUUUCUCCCAAAUCUGGCUGAGCUGCCUUUUCUAGGAAUUUCUCCUUUUCUUUGCACUUUGCACACUUUCUUAUUACCAUUUGUUUGUUUGUCUUUCCAUAGACCGAAAGCUCCCUGAGGGCAAGAUCCCCUCUUGCUCACCACUGUAGCCCAGCACCUAGCAUAAUACCUGGCCUAUCAGAAAAAUAGUAACUACAAACCAUGGAUGAAAUUUAUAAGAUUGCUUCCACAGAAAGGAUCCAGCUGUUGGAAAAAGAACUGGCUGUGCAGUUGGCAGAACUGAAGUUUGAGAUAGAAGAACAGGGGACUCUUCAGGGGUCAGUUCCUGGAGCUUUCAGCUCUGUUCGAAUGCCAAAGGACAUUUCUUUCUUUAGAAGAGAAAGGGAACUGGCUCUAAAGAAAACUUUACAGGUGGCUGAGUCAAAGCCCCUUGUUAUUCAAGCAGAUGUCAUGCAGAGGGAGCUAGAGAGCUGCCUAAGGAGAGAGUACACUCCUGAAAAUUUACCUUUGCUUCUGUUGCAGGUAGGUCCUUUUGCAAUUUGAAAAACAGUUCUGGAAUUUAGUAGAAAUGUAUAAACAAAGCUAGCUUUCAGGUGUAUCCUCUGGCCAGGGUAGGAUUUUCUCUACAUGUAUGGUUUGCAGAACCUGGUUAAUAUAAAUGUUCUUUUUUGUUAGAGACCCAUUUAAGUUUGGCUCUGAUAGUCACUCAAUGGACUGACUAAAUUUCUAUUAGUUAACUCCCUGUGCUGGUUUUAUGAGGCAAUAUAACAUUGUCUCAGACCUCAAAAAGCUGUUGGCUGACCUAGGAAAGAUAAUUUCCAAAAAUCUCUCUUAAAAAGAUAACUCACAACAAAGGGGAAAAGAUUUUCCAUAAAGAUUAUUAUUGCAGAAUUAUAAUAAAAGUGAAAAAAUUGGAGUCGCCUAAAUGUCUAAUAGGAAAGUUAAGAA
Molecule: messenger RNA, 1207 nt
Organism: Phacochoerus africanus (Common warthog)
Lineage: Eukaryota; Metazoa; Chordata; Mammalia; Artiodactyla; Suidae
Exons: 4
Coding region: 461-802 (113 amino acids)
Source: RefSeq, a predicted model, not a curated record